Messenger RNA from Anoplopoma fimbria (sablefish), 6621 nucleotides. It is a transcript of the gene ppp6r2b, whose product is annotated as protein phosphatase 6, regulatory subunit 2b. Lineage: Eukaryota; Metazoa; Chordata; Actinopteri; Perciformes; Anoplopomatidae. The record is from RefSeq and is a predicted model, not a curated record. Bases 522 to 3308 code for a protein of 928 amino acids. Gene Ontology annotation, molecular function: protein phosphatase regulator activity; protein phosphatase binding. The transcript is spliced from 25 exons. Gene Ontology annotation, cellular component: nucleus; cytosol.
ACGGACAGUCCUCUACGGGCCUCCGGGUGACCUGAACGACGAAUUCGCCGGUUAUUUUUUUACCGUUGAACUUUUUUAAAAUGACUGAAACGUAAUAACCGUUGGCCUUGUCUGAGAAAACACGUAACGGUGACCUAACGUAAACCCCGAGCGAGUGGUCGUCACGAUGGCAACGCUAAGGAGGACGUCGUCAGGCAGCCGUUACAACAUAACUGACAGUUGCUAGCGUUGGAGCCACCGGUAACGUUGCCGUAUUCAAAUACUUUGGUAACGUUAGCAACGCGAUUAAGACGUUGCUAGCGGGCUGGUUUACGGCAUGCAUGCAAGGUUGAUGCCAAUAUCUCCUAGGUUUGUGUGUCUGACUGAAGUGGCUGUGUUUGUGUCUUCAUUGUGUGAAUUUGCUGAUGCUCAUUGAUGUCCAGGCCAUGCGAUGUCAAUAAGGCAAAUGGCUGUUUAGCAAGAUCUGACUGAGGAUUCUGCUCCUUGUCCAUAUCUAAGUGUAUGUGCCGGUGACGUCAGCCAUGUUUUGGAAAUUUGACUUACACACAUCUUCCCACCUGGAGGCAUUGCUGGACAAGGAGGAUGUCACGCUCCUUGAGCUCAUGGAAGAGGAAGAUGUGUUGCAGGAGUGCAAGGCCCAGAACAGGAGACUUCUCCUGUUUGUGUGCCAGGACCAGUGCAUGCAGGACUUGGUCCGUAUGAUUACUACAGAGCCCCCUACUGGUGUAGAGGAGACAAAGCGCUUCAAAUAUCCAAAUAUAGCAUGUGAGCUUUUGACAUGCGAUGUGGGAGUGAUCAAUGAUAAGCUGGGUAAUGAGGAGCCUCUGCUGGAAACUCUGUAUGCCUUCCUGGAGCAGCCGUCCCCACUUAACCCCCUCCUGGCAUCUUUCUUUAGCAAGACAAUUGGGAACCUCAUCACACGGAAGACUGAGCAGGUGAUUAGUUUCCUGCGACGGAAGGAGGGAUUCCUUUCCUUGGUACUGAAGCAUAUUGACACAUCAGCCAUGAUGGAUGUGCUCCUGAGGCUUAUCAGCUGCGUUGAGCCAGCCCCUCUUAGGCUCGAGACACUUAUUUGGCUGAAUGAAGAGAAACUGGCCCAGAGACUCAUAGAGCUCAUUCACCCUGAGAGAGAUGAAGAGAGGCAGUCCAAUGCAUCUCAGACUUUGUGCGACAUCAUUCGUCUGAGCAGAGACCAAGCCAAUCAGCUCCAAGAGAUUUCACAGCCUGACCCUUUGCUGACUGUGCUGGAGUCGCAGGAGUGCGUGGAGCAGUUGCUGCAGAAUAUGUUCUCAGCCGAAAGUACUGAAAGCUGUAUCAUCAAUGGAAUUCAAGUUAUUCUCACAUUACUGGAAAUCCGGAGGCCUGUGGUGGAUGGUGUGAUGGAUGCUCAGGGAUUUGAGAGAAGUUACACCGUUAACAGCAGCAUUUUGUUGGCCAUCCAACCACACCUGAUACAUUUCCAUCAGCUACUUCUGGAGCCGCCCAAGCGGAAUCCUAUGCUGACUUCUCUGGGUGUGCUAGAGGAACCAUUAGGAAACACACGUCUGCACGUAGCCAGACUGGUGGCCUCUCUGCUGUAUACCAGCUCUGCUAGCCACGCGGUUGUAGCGCAGGAACUCUGCCGACUCAAUACAGUGGACCUGCUUCUGGACUUGUUCUUCAAGUAUACAUGGAACAACUUCCUGCACCUCCAAGUGGAGCUUUGUGUUGCUGCCAUCCUCCGGCCCUGUGCCCAUGAAAUGAGACUUCAGCCUGGCUUGGGAUCCCAGGAAAAGUCCCAGCCUCAUCAGGAUGCCUCACAGGAGCAGGCUUUGACUGAUACCCCUUCUGAACCUUCAGCCACCCCUGAAAACUCUGCACAUAAUCUAAUGGUGACUCAUUUGUUUCAGCACUGCCGCCUUGUCCAGAGGAUUCUGGAGGCUUGGGAAGAGAAUGAUAAAAUACAGUCAGAAGGUGGUAUGAGAAGAGGGUACAUGGGACAUCUGACAAGAAUUGCCAACACAGUAGUCCACAACCUGGAGAAGGGCCCAGUUCACACACAGAUUAGUAGUCUCAUUACAGAGCUGCCAGAGGACUACAGAGGGCGCUGGGAAACCUUUGUGGACCAGACCCUGUCGGAGACUAAUAGGAGGAACACCAUAGACCUGAUUGGCACUGGAAACCCACGCUCUUCCUCAGAGGAUGAUAUGGAGAGCCCCUUCCCUAAAGAACUGACACUACAGCAGGCCUUUUCAGACUACCAGAUCCAGCAGAUGACAGCUAACUUUGUGGAUCAGUUUGGCUUCAAUGAUGAGGAGUUUACUGAUCAUGAUGACAGCAUUGGAGCAACGUUUGACCGAAUUGCGGAGAUCAAUAUCAACAUUGAUGCGGGCCAGGACAAUGCUAAUACAGCUGUGUUUGAGACCUGUGCCAAGGAGAGGAUUCAGCCCUUUGAUGAUGAUGAAGAGGACAUUUGGGAGGAGAAAGAGAUCAAAUUUGCAGCACAAACCAAGUCCCGUAACAGGUUUGGUGGGUCACGAUCAUCCCAGAGCCCAGCAGCCAGUAAAGAUUGUGAAAGGACAGCAGCUUCUGGCACUGAGGACUCUGACAGAGCAGCAGACUCGGACUCCGAGGAGGGAGAGAAUCCCAAAGAUGACCUAGAUCCUUUCGCAAGCCAGGGCCAGACCGAAGCAACAAAGAGUACUGGCUGGAUAGCAGACUUCGGGGAGGUGAACUCAAAGGCUCCUGCAGCAGGAGUGGGCUUUUCUGCCUGGGACCCUCCAGACACCAAACCAGCUGCCACAGAGGCAGAGGAGAAAGGAUGGGCCAAGUUCACGGACUUCCAGCCUUUCUGUUGCUCUGAAACAGGCCCUAGAUGUAGCUCUCCGGUGGACUCGGAGCUCAGCGGAUCAGGCAACACCAAACCCAACCAGAACCCGUGUGUGUGGAGUGUGUGUGUGGCGAGAAAAGCUCCACUGGUAGCGUCAGACAGCUCUUCCUCCAGCAGCUCAGACAGCGAUGAGGAGGAAGGGAAGACAGAGUCUGCAACCGGCGAGAUGGUCACCACAGAAACCAUCACCACUGGGGCUGGAAAGGAGACAAUUCGGCUCACCGUCGACGCCAAAAAUGAAAGGGCAGUCUUCAGCAGCGAAGCAGAUAAGGUGCCAAUAGAAGGACUCUCCAUCAAAGACAAGGGGAAAGGCAAUGAGAAAGAAAGCAAAAAGGGAAAGAAACAUGGGGACUGUCCCAACCCAACUACCACCAGUCCAACUAACCAGUCUGCUGCUGUCACACAAGAGAUGCAGCCAUCUGCUAAUGGACCGGCCUAACGAUGCAGCAAAGGCACACACAUGCACACACACAUGCACACACACAUGCUUCAUACCUGUCCAUUCAACACACAGCAAUGCCACCUUUGCUUCAUGUAAGCAGCCCUCAUUAUGCCCUUUUUGUGUCUGAAGAAUGGGAGCUGCUCAGUGUUUGGGUCAAACAGCCCUUAACAGUAUGUAUGCUGGGUAACACAUGUCUACAUAUAGGUACAUUGAUCUCUCCUGCAGCGUCAUGACUAAAUUAUAACUGAACCGCUUCAAAGAGGAAAGUAUGAUUUAAAGAACAUUUCAUCAUAUGAGAAACCCAAAGCCAAAUUCUGUAACAUAUGAACUACUUCAAAAUGUGAUUUCCCCAUUGAUUUCCAGAGAGUGACAACACUCUUACCUGUUUUGAUGAGCAGAGGUCACACUGAGUGUUUUAAUGCCAGCCGUGGCACUUUAAGAAAAAAAAUACCUAAGUCUGAAAUAGGACCUUUAUUAAAUUCAGCAUUAAUUUCGUUUGAGAAUGUCUGCUCUCCGGGCAUUAAAUCACAGCCCAAAGUGUUUUUCUAUUAGAGCAUUUGACUGUUUACACUUUAGUAAAAACAACUGUCUUCUUAGAAUAAUUAGCCAAGAUUACAAAAGCGAAGAUGCUUGCAAAGCUAGCUGCCAUUUUCUUUUCAGCAUUUCAUACCAGGCAGAUAUUUUAUUAGUGCAAAUGUGUGAGUGAUAAUUUUUUUUUUUUGUAUACAUGCUACUAAAAUCAUUUCUCAAUACAAGUAAGAUUUCUUUGCUUGGAUCAUGCAGAACAUAAACAACCCUUUUUUAAAUUUGGAGCCUCAGAUUUGGGAGCAUCAUGUGUCACUUCCUCCCUGUUGAAAAGUGUGUGUGUGUGCUGCUGUAUCCAUGUGUGCAGGCAUGUGUGUGUAUGUGUGUUUGAGCUCUGUCUGAGGUACAGAGAGCAUUCUCAGGUCAAAGGACAGUUAUGCGGAUACAAAGAAAGCACACCUGUGUAACACACACACAUACAUACAGUGCCGUACACACAUGUAUACACAACUAAAUACUUACACGCGUGCAAAAAAAAAAGCAGUGAUGUUCACAUACCGAUUCAUAUCACCCUCAGAGCUGUUUAAAUGUAAUAUUGUGAAAUUUGAACAUGUAUUAGGUUGUGGCUAUUCUUGGUAAUAUGUUAACGUAAUAUAAAUGUAAACAGUAUAUAUAAACAUUAUAUCUAUUUUUGGAAUAAAUCCAAUGUAUGGAAAGGCGGUUGUUUUGCAGGUUGCAACGUGUGUAUUGUAUGUGUGUGUUGUACUGUUGAAAUGAGGCAAUAAUGAUGUCUGUGUUUCAGUUAAUGCCCCAGCAUCAGUUCCUGUUCCUCUGCUUCUUGCUUCUUACAUAGAGGUUGUGUGAGAGUGUGCGUGAAUGUGAGUCGGUAGUCUGGGGUUUGUCCUCCUUAUUAUUUUCUUAAAGCAUAAUGCUGGUUUAGAGCUUGGGUCUUAUUUUCAUUCAGUUUUAAACAAAAUACCAGGUUCACCAAUCUUAUUAGGAAGAGAAAACGCUGGUCGACAUUGAAAUAAUACCAAAACUACUGUUUCAACUGAUAUUAUUAUCUUAUACUUUUCCUGUGUUAUGAUGGAUUAUGAUCGAGAGCUGAACAAAUUUGUUGAUUAAUGUAAAAGUGGAUCAACAGAAAAAUAUUAGGCAACAAUUUUGCUAAUCAUUUAGUCAUCAAGUAAUUUUUCAGGAAAAAUGUCAAACAUUACCUAAUUUCAGUUUCCCAAUUUCCAACUAAAAUGGCUUUAGGUUUUGGACUGUUGGUCAGACAGAACAAACAAUUUGAUGGUGUCUCUUUGGGCUUUAAGAAAUUAUGAUGGAUAUGUUUAUUUUUCCUGACAGUUUAUAGCCCAACCAAUGAAUCCAUUUAAUAAGUAAAUUACUCAGCGGAUUCAUCAAUAUUGAAAAUAAUCAUCAACACUUUGAGUGAGCACACAUUCAUGUUUGCCUCAAAAUACAGUUGUUUAGAUAAUCCAACUAAACUGUUGGCUUGUUUAAAAGCAGUUGGAUUGCUGAUCUUCUUUCUUUAUGUUAUUAACAUUAUACCUUGUUGAGUACAAUCUAAUUAUAACUGAUAUACAUAAUGGCAAAAACAGGACCCAAGUUGUAAUAACCCAGAAUUAUUCUUUAGGUUUGCCAGACAGUCAUGCUUUACUUUAUCUUUCUCCUUGUCUCUCUCUUUCUCAGGGCAGGAGUUGACUUUAAUUGAAUAUAUGCCUAUGGAACGAUUUACAUAGAUUGUUGUAUUUAUUUAAAAAGCACUUUUUUCAAGAAGCACUUUUGGUUUGUAUUUGGUGGUGUCAAGUGCCACCACAUUAUUCCCCACUCAAAGAGGUGGGAAUGUUUGACUUGAACGAGUGAAUUAUGUAGAUACUUUAGAAUACUUUUUCUUAAAUGCUUUGCCAAAGUGUGUCUUCCCUCCAGUUUUACAACUGGCUUUCAUAUCUGUGAAGUAGCCUCCUUUCUUGCAAUGGUAUCACAGGACUGGAUUAAUCUAAAGCAGUCUUUGUUUGAUCCCUCUCAUGUUUUUUAGUCAUGUGAUGGCGUUAUCAACAGUAGGAGAAGAUUCCACAUGUCAAAGAAAGACUCGGAAGAUUCAUCUUAGACCACAGAUAUUUUGCUUUUAUCUGUUCAGCACUUUGAGAUGUUUUGAAGUGGAGCUGUGUAGACUAAGCAUUGGUAUAAGUCAGGGUUAGAAAAGAAAAACAGGGCUGUGUUUCUUUAUGUCAGGGUGUGUACAGGGUCAGAUUAUUUCAUCCCAUCCUUUGCCAAACCUAAGCACUGCGUCUGACCCUUACAUUGUGUUUUGGUGCGUCUGUGUGUCUCCUUCACCGUGAGUGAGGUGCGUGUGCAGUCUAGCUACGGGUAUGGUGUGAUGUUAUGCAUAAUGGCAUGAGGUACAGUCAUACAGUUAUCUUUAAGUGCCAUUAAGUUAGGACAUUAGCCUCAUUCACCUCAUUGGGUAUGUGCUGGUUUGUACAAUGUAGGCCCAAAACUUUAAUUCAGAGACAAUGGAUGUUAAAUUGUUAUUUCAUCCUAUUGUCUGUUCUGAUGCCAUUUCAAACUUUAAAUCUUCCUCGCAUUAUAGCUCGAUACAUUUGUGAAGGUGAGUGUGUGCAAAAGGCAACCUUGUUGAAAUGGCUUUUUUUUUUUUUUUUUUUUUGUAAAGUGGACUGAUGCUGGUGUUUUUGUUUUUUUUCAUUUAGGGAGUAAUGUGUCUGUUUCCUGUUGUCAAUUUUGCUUGUACAUUCAGAUAUGAACCUAAUAAAUAUGUCAG